This is a messenger RNA of Spodoptera frugiperda (fall armyworm), 595 nucleotides long. RefSeq names its product probable salivary secreted peptide. The transcript has a single exon. The coding region runs from base 57 to 392 and encodes 111 amino acids. The record is from RefSeq and is a predicted model, not a curated record. NCBI's taxonomy places the organism in Eukaryota, Metazoa, Arthropoda, Insecta, Lepidoptera, Noctuidae.
UGCACUAAAUAUCAUUCAGUUACGGUUUACCCGCGACGCGAAACGGACAAACAGCCAUGUUUAAACAUUUACUAAUAUUGUGCGCCAUUGUGGCCGCGGUGCACUGCAAAAGUGUUAUCGUCGGACAAACUUGGGAACAAGCUGGUGUGAGGAAAGUCUACGAAACAACUGUAUCAGCAAACUCUAUACCGUUUUUCAAAAGGGAGAAAUUCGUCAACUUUGAAUUCCCAGAUCAAAUGUCGAAGAUUAAAGGAAUCGCUAUCAAAGACCUGGAUAAUGGUCUUGCGGAGCCUUCUAUCACCAUGGGAGGCCUCGGAUUCAACUUUGCGAACCUCAAACUGAAGAGUGAAAGAGGAUCAGGAUUCAACUUCCUCAUAGAAAUCUAUGGAUGAACCUCCUUUCUCCUUCUUAAGAACAAUAUCGUGUAACGUGUUUAUUAUUUUGUUAAAAUGUGACGCAUCGUAAUGGUGUUUUGUAAAUUGAACUGUGACAGAAAUGACAGGUACUUAGUGCUACUCACUUAUAAUAAUAUUUUGAUUGUAAACACUUCCUGAAUUAUUAAAGCGUCAAUGAAUUACAGUUUUAAACAGUACAA